AUGACUGCGAGGCGCGAGCUGAGUCGAGAUGUCUGGUGUCAUUGGAUGGAGUCGACUCCUGACGAGUCUCAGCUGGAGGAAAUUGAUAUCAGACUGGAGAGCUCAUUUUACGUUGGUCCCAUCUGUGAGCUAUGGUCUCCUCCAGCGAGUUUCUUCACCUUGAAGAAUUUAAAAGUUCUGAAGCUUAACGAAAUCAUGACAGGCAUAAUGCCGGCUUCUAUUUUUCUUUCUAGUCUGAAAAUCCUACAUCUUUUGAAGCUAAGGACUCGGGACUUCGAGUUAUUAAGCAGACUCAUUUCUGGUGGCCCUGUUCUGGAGACUCUUUAUUUGGAGAAUUGCUUUUUGCAAGAUGUGGGAUGGCGAUCAAGUACUCAUUGCUUCCAUACCAUCCUUGAAGAACUUGACGAUUAG
Molecule: messenger RNA, 411 nt
Organism: Linum trigynum
Lineage: Eukaryota; Viridiplantae; Streptophyta; Magnoliopsida; Malpighiales; Linaceae
Source: the annotation of a GenBank genome assembly